AGGAAAAAAAAAAACACUCUAUUAAUUCUCUCAACUUUGAAAACACAAACAAAGAAACUCAAAUUCAAAGACGAUCAACGAAAACAAAGCAAUGGGUUCUAUUUAUCUACGCUCACUCCAUUCCCAGUUCUUAUUUCGGAAGCAACUCACAUUCCGCCCAAACACGGCCAUUUUCUAUCCCAGGAUUUCUUUUUCUUUUCCUUUCUCUCCGGGAAUCAACCGCCGCUUUAAUCCCUAUAAGCCUCUCGUUUUUGCAGUUUCCGCUGCUCCCACUAUAGAAGAAGAAAAAACGAGGAUGAAAUUGUCUGCACCUGGAAAAGUAUGCCUUAAUAUUUGCUUAGAUCACCAAGUUAAAUAUGGUGAACAUGUAGUUUUUUUAGGGUCUGCAAAGGAAUUGGGAUCCUGGAAAAAACAGGUGCCUAUGAGCUGGUCUGAACGCGGCUGGGUAUGCGAUUUCGAGUUUGAUGGUGGUCAGUCUGCUGAGUUUAAAUUUGUGAUUGUGGGGAACGAUAAGACUUUGGUAUGGGAAACUGGGAAUAACCGUAUCCUGAAACUGCCUGAAGGAGGGAGUUAUGUGAUAGUAUGCCACUGGAACUCGACAGGCGAGCCAGUGAAACUAUUGCCUUUAGGUUUGGAAGAUUAUCGAGACAGAGUGGAGGGUGUUGGUCAUAAGCCCACUGUCGAUGCAUCAGAGGUUGGAACAAGUCCUUUUGUCGGACAAUGGCAGGGGAGGGCUGCCUCCUUCAUCCAGUCGAAUGAGCAUCACGAUAGAGAAGUUGAGAGGAAAUGGGAUACAACCGGUCUUAAAGGGUUUGCUCUAAAGCUAGUUGAAGAAGAUAAAAAUGCAAGGAAUUGGUGGAGAAAGCUCGAAGUAGUUCGUGAGCUAAUACAUGAAAGUUUGGAAAUUGGGGAACUGUUAGAGGCUCUAAUAUGCUCUGCUGUCUAUUUAAAGUGGGUAAACACUGGCCAAAUUCCUUGUUUUGAAGACGGCGGUCAUCACCGGCCAAACAAACAUGCUGAGAUUUCCAGGGAUAUAUUUUGUGAAUUAGAAAAAAUCACUUGUAGGAAAGACACUUCACCUCAGGAACUGCUUGUUAUUCGCAAGAUCCAUCCUUGUUUGCCAUCUUUUAAAGCAGAAUUUACAGCACCUGUCCCACUGACUCGGAUUAGAGACAUUGCUCAUCGGAAUGAUAUUUCUCAUGAUCUGAAGCAAGAAAUUAAGCAUACAAUACAGAACAAGCUUCAUCGAAAUGCUGGCCCUGAAGACUUAGUUUCGACAGAAGCAAUGCUUGCAAGAAUCACCAAGAAUCCUGGAGAAUAUAGUGAAGCAUUUAUAGAACAAUUCAAGAUAUUCCAUCAGGAACUCAAAGAUUUUUUCAAUGCAGGAAGCCUCACUGAACAACUUGAGUCACUUAGAGAAUCCUUGGAUGAGCGAGGCGUUUCAGCUCUUGCAGCAUUUCUAGAAUGCAAAAAGAGUCUGGAUGCUGCAGCAGAGUCAAAUAGUGUUUUGGAUUUAAUCAAGACCAUGCUUUCCUUGAGCGCUUUGAGACAAGUAAUUGUAAAGGGCCUCGAAAGUGGUCUUAAAAAUGAUGCUUCUGAUGCAGCCAUAGCAAUGCGUCAAAAGUGGCGGCUUUGUGAGAUUGGCCUCGAGGACUAUACCUUUUUCCUCUUAAGCAGGCUGCACAAUACACAUGAAGCUAUGGGAGGAACCAAUUGGCUUGCAGAUAAUCUGGAUACGAAGAAAGCUAGUUCUUGGAAUAAUCCACUUAGGUCCCUAAUUCUUGGUGUUCAUCAGCUUGGUUUAUCUGGUUGGAAACCCGGAGAAUGUGCUGCUAUUGGAAGUGAGCUCACUGCAUGGCAAGAGAAAGGUCUUCUUGACAAAGAAGGAAGCGAAGAUGGAAAAAGAAUUUGGGCAUUAAGACUCAAAGCUACACUCGACAGGACAAGGAGGCUAACCGAGGAAUAUUCCGACGCACUUCUGCAAAUAUUCCCUAAAAAAGUGCAGAUGCUUGGUAAAGCUCUUGGAAUUCCGGAAAACAGCAUAAGGACAUAUGCUGAAGCUGAGAUUCGAGCUGGGGUAAUUUUUCAGGUUUCAAAACUAUGUACUUUUCUUCUGAAAGCUGUGAGAACAGCACUAGGUUCUCAAGGUUGGGAUGUCCUUGUUCCAGGAUCCGUGUCUGGGACAUUGGUUCAGGUUGAGACAAUUGUCCCUGGAUCACUGCCAUCAUCUUUGGAAGGACCUGUUAUUCUCAUGGUCAAUAAAGCUGAAGGAGAUGAGGAGGUGACAACAGCUGGAUCCAAUAUUACCGGAGUCAUACUUUUGCAGGAAUUGCCUCACUUGUCUCAUCUUGGUGUUAGGGCCCGACAAGAAAAGGUUGUCUUUGUUACAUGUGAAGAUGAAGAACAAGUUUCCGAUAUACAAAAGCACGCAGGAAAAUACAUGAGACUAGAAGCAUCAUCAAGUGGCGUGAACCUAAGUCCAUCUUCAAAUGAUCGUGAUGCUGUUUCUUUUAAGAAGAAUCUUUCGAAUAAUGGUUCAUCUGCAGCCAAGGGGGUGGCUGUUAAAGUCCCGGCCUUUAAUAAGGGAAAUUCUUCCUUAAGACUUAUACCACUUGCCGAGGCAGAUGUACUAACUUCAGGAGCUAAGGCAGCUGCUUGCAGCCGUUUAGCUUCCUUGGCAGCUGCUUCCAAUGCGGUAAACAAUGACAAUGGUGUGUCAGCUUCAUUUCGUGUUCCUGCUGGAGUAGUUAUACCGUUUGGUUCGAUGGACUUGGCUUUAGAGGAAAACAAAUCGACGAAAAAAUUCAUGACUCUUCUACAAAAGAUAGAAACAGAAGGAGUCGAGAACGAUGCACUUGACAAACUAUGCAAACAACUUCAGCUACUGGUCUCUUCCCUCCAUCUCUCGGAUGACAUAUUCGAUAGCAUCAUGAGCAUGUUUCCAGACGAAGCACGCUUGAUUGUUCGUUCAAGUGCAAAUGUGGAGGAUUUGGCGGGGAUGUCAGCUGCUGGACUUUACGAAUCGAUCCCAAAUGUCAGUCUAUCAAAUCCAACAGUUUUUUCUGAUGCUGUUAGUCAAGUAUGGGCCUCACUCUUUACACGAAGGGCAGUGCUGAGCCGCCGAGCUGCUGGUAUAUCGCAGAAAGAUGCUACAAUGGCAGUGUUGGUCCAAGAAAUGCUUUUACCGGAUCUUUCAUUCAUACUCCACACACUCAGCCCAACUGAACAGGACCAUAACAUUGUUGAGGCUGAGAUUGCUCCAGGGUUAGGCGAAACUCUUGCUUCAGGAACUCGUGGCACACCCUGGCGUGUAUUGUCUGGGAAGUUUGACAGGACUGUCCGGACACUAGCAUUUGCAAAUUUCAGUGAGGAGAUGGCAGUAUCAGGUGCAGACCCUGCUGAUGGGGAAGUUCACCAUUUGACAGUAGACUACAGCAAAAAACCGUUAACAGUUGAUCCUAAAUUCCGUCAGCAGUUUAGUCAGCAUCUCGGUGCCAUUGGGCUUUUCCUGGAGCAGAAGUUUGGCUGCCCCCAAGAUGUUGAAGGAUGUCUUCUCGGGGAAGAUAUUUACGUGGUUCAGACACGCCCCCAACCCCACUAAUGGCCAGUAGCUUAGCAUGUAUCUAAUUAGACUGUCAUCCACAUUGAAAAUAAGCACUUCCAAUCUUUGGCAAUGCAAGCAUUGUCUUCGUUUUCAAGCGUUCCACUCUUUACAUACCCAGUAUGUAAGCGGUUUUAAGCUACCUAUGUUCGCAUAUACAGUAUAGAUUGCGUAAUCACAAGUUAUAGAUUAUAAAACUUGUACAUGGAAGCUGAAAGACGAGGUUCUAUCAAUCUCGAGGUACUGCUAAUAUGUCAAGUAGUUUAUGUUUAUUAUAUAAAGAUAGUCGAAUAAGGGUUGUCCCUGCAGGUUCAGUCUAUUGUUUUGUGCCAGUCAGUUUAUGUAAAUCCGAGGAUGGCAGUUGAAUCGAGGAAAUCUAAAUCUUGUGGAUGUCUUCUUCAACUUUGAGAAUGAAA
This is a messenger RNA of Gossypium raimondii (Peruvian cotton), 4017 nucleotides long. RefSeq names its product phosphoglucan, water dikinase, chloroplastic. Gene Ontology annotation, molecular function: kinase activity; ATP binding; starch binding. Gene Ontology annotation, biological process: phosphorylation. The record is from RefSeq and is a predicted model, not a curated record. Bases 92 to 3601 code for a protein of 1169 amino acids. The transcript is spliced from 19 exons. Lineage: Eukaryota; Viridiplantae; Streptophyta; Magnoliopsida; Malvales; Malvaceae.